Coniosporium apollinis CBS 100218 is the source of this 837-nucleotide messenger RNA. RefSeq lists its product as uncharacterized. NCBI's taxonomy places the organism in Eukaryota, Fungi, Ascomycota, Dothideomycetes. The record is from RefSeq and is a predicted model, not a curated record. The coding region runs from base 1 to 837 and encodes 278 amino acids. The transcript has a single exon.
AUGCCACCAAAGACUCCCACCCGUGCCAGCAGCGACGACAAACAGCCGCCGAAGAAUAGGCAGAGGCGGCAAGAUGAUGGCGGUGAGGCGCGGAGGGGUGCGCCUCCACAGCAAACAGCCGCCCCAUACUUGACGAUGUUCGAUCUGGCGCAGAUCGCGAGCGCGAAUAGCGAGCCGUGCCCAUCAUGGGUAGAUCGACGGGGCGUGAAGCGGCCAUAUCCAGGGCGAGUACUUCAUGACAGCGAAGGCCGCAAGUUCCUCAUACCAGACGGAACGAUGGUCGCGCCAAUCGAGGAUGUGCAGUGGGACGGCGGCCGCACCGCUAAUAAACACCCAAACAUGACCGCUUUGGAUGUCUUUCGCACCGUCCCGAAGCAGGUUUCAGCAAGAAACAGUCAGGACCUCGGCGCGACCCUACCGUCACUCCAACAAUCUCUGAGCACUCCCCUUGCAUCAACCGCGUCGUUCACGAGGUUUCCUUUUCCAGGCGUGAACAUACCUUGGUCGGAGCAAGAUCCAGAAACUGCUCAUGCAUUGGGCAUGGCGCUCGCACGUCCUUCGAACAGGUACAUCCUGCAGUCGCAGCAAGAUCCUGAUACGGCACUCGGCGGCGGCGAUGUGAGACCAGGCCCCUUCGAAAGCGAUCGGGCGGUAUCUCGAGCUGCUACGAACGUCCAAACACCUCCCGCUCUCCCGGCGGUUCCGGCACAUCUGAUUCUACCCUCGAACGACACGAGCGACGCGAACGAUGCAAACGACGCGAACAACGGCGAUCUUUCAGCAGAAGAUGGAGAAGAGCCAGGCUGGGAAGACUGGUUGCAUCCAGAGGCUCUCUGA